GGUACUUGACAGGUGUAGUAUGGCAGAAAAUUUGUCUCCCAACACUCAUGAUCCCAACAUGUCAAAUAACAACAGUGAAGAAGAACAAUCAAUAGAGUCUACACUAAAUGACCAAAACUAUCUCUUUGUUGUCGCUUUGGAUUUUGGAACAACAUAUUCUGGUUAUGCAUUCAGUUCAAGAGAUCAAUUUCGCAAAAAUCCUUUAGAUAUUCAUAGUCAUCAGAAUUGGACAGCAGGUGGCACGGCUCUAAUAUCGCUCAAAACUCCAACAUCUCUUCUUAUUGACAAAGAUGGCAAUUUUGUUGCUUUUGGUUAUGAAGCAGAAGAUACAUUUUACUCAGAGGUGGCAAAAGACCAACGUGGAAACUUUAUGCUGUUCAGGAGAUUCAAAAUGAAAUUACACAACAAAAAGGGAAUUAGUGACAACCUGUAUCUUGAGGAUGUUGCGGGGAAAGGAUACCCUGCAAAACAUGUAUUUACUCUCUCAAUAAAGGCAUUGGUAGACCAUUUUAAGGAAAACAUAAGAAGGAGUCUGAAUAUAGAAUUUACAGCAACCGAUUUAAGGUGGGUUUUGACUGUCCCUGCUAUAUGGAAUGAUGCUGCCAAAGAAUACAUGCGUCAGUGUGCUAUAAAAGCUGGAAUUCCAGACAAAAUGUUAAAAAUUGCCCUUGAACCAGAAGCAGCAUCUAUAUAUUGCCAAUUUCUUCCAAUCGAAAGAAACCCUGACGGUUUUGGAAUGACAAAGGAAGGCACAAAGUAUAUGAUUGUUGACAUUGGCGGGGGUACUGCUGACAUUACAGUUCAUGAAAAAAUCAAAGAUGGUAAACUGCGAGAACUUCACCAAGCUACUGGAGGGGCGUGUGGCGGGACAGCAGUUGACAGAGAAUUCGAGAUACGUCUCACCGGGAUACUCGGAGAAAACAUUAUGAAAAAACUUCGUACGUCGAGAACAGAAACUUAUCUUGAUAUAUUUCGGGAGUUUGAAGUUGCAAAGCGAGUAUUUACACCGAAUAGCACAGGCCCUAUUCGAAUGACAAUUUCAUAUGUUGCACUGAAUGAAUUGUCAGAGGAAAUAGAGGGAAAGACUUUGAAAACGAUGUUUGAAAAUGCAGAAGGAAUGCAAUUGAAGUUGGACAAACUGCACAUAGAUGUCGCGACAAUGAAAAAGUUUUUUGAGCAAUCGGUUAAAGAGCUUAUUCAGCACAUGCAGGAUGUUAUGCAGAGUCCACAAACAAAUGGGAUAUCACUUAUAUUGCUUGUCGGGGGAUCAGCUGAUUCUAAGUACAUACAAUCUGAAGUUACCAGUGCGUUUGACUCGGUUCGAUUGAUUAUACCUCCUGAGGCGGGUUUGGCAGUGCUUAAAGGAGCUGUGAUUUUUGGUCACGAUCCAACACUAAUAAAAUCAAGAAUUUUGCGCUUUACCUACGGAACUUCGGUAUGUGAAAAAUUCAAUCCAAAUAUUCACAAAGAGGAAAAGAAAAUCACAAUUGACGGCGAAGAUAUCUCCAUUGAUUGCUUCAAAAUGAUACUUUCCGCCGGAACAGAAGUGGAUAUAGGACAUAAAGUGAUUGCUGUGUAUUCAACGGCCUCUGUAUUUCAAAGCGGGGCAGAGGUAAAAAUAUUCUGCACUCCAAAAAAAGAAAUAAAAUAUACAGAUGAAGAGGGGUGCUUCUUACUCGGAAAAUUGUUCAUUCCACUUCCUUUGAAUCUGUUGAUGGGGAUAUUGGGUAUUGGCAAUCAAAAAGAGCAACCUUUCGUCGUAGCUUAUAUUUUUGGUGACACAGAAUUAAAAGUUAUGGGAAAAGAUAUGUUUAGCAGCACUUUUACAAGCUGUUCACUCAAAAUGAGAGAAGAGGAAGUGGACGAGAUGGAACAUGAAAAUGAAGACUAACAAAGCAAAAAUUGUGGAACAUUUUGUGAUAAAAACUUUUCUCCUUCUUCUUGUGAUAAAAACUUUUCUCCUUCAUUAGUAAACUUCAGAUUGUAUUCUGCAUGACUUAGAUACAUGUGUAAACAAGUCAGUGCAUAAAAUUAAAUUUUUCAACCUAUAGGAUCGCGAAAAGAUAUAUUGUACUUUGUCAACCAACGACCAUGAGAAGCAUUAUCCAGUGAAAAAAAAUGAGUUUAUCUUAGUAUGCAUUCUAAAGCAAAAGGCACCAAAAAAAUGAAAUACACAUAGUGAUACUAUCGCAAUAAUUACCGAAUUAGUACCUUAUGCUUGU
Molecule: messenger RNA, 2222 nt
Organism: Saccostrea echinata
Lineage: Eukaryota; Metazoa; Mollusca; Bivalvia; Ostreida; Ostreidae
Product: heat shock 70 kDa protein 12A-like
Exons: 4
Coding region: 20-1891 (623 amino acids)
Molecular function (GO): ATP binding; ATP-dependent protein folding chaperone
Source: RefSeq, a predicted model, not a curated record